AUGUGCCAAUGCAAACCACCAAAACCACACAACACAAAACACAACCCCCACAAGUCCCAGUGGAUGCCAAUCUCGCUGUCACUCCCGCUGCAUUUUGCUCUCGGCCAGUCUAUCCACUCCCUCCACUGGAAACGGACACAUACGCUUUGUGUGAAAAGCGACCCCUGCAGAUCCACCGUGAUGUCACACACACAUCCAGCUGCUACCAUGUCGCUCAAAAACAUUCUCAACGACGAGCGCCCACUGCCUCCCAUUCGAUACAUCAACUACCCCCCCACGCCCCCGAUGUACUACUACCAGCCACAGGCCCAGGCUCAGGCUCAGGUUCAGGUUCAGCCCCAGGUGGUCCAUGCCGCGGCCCCUCCACCACCACCCCCUUCGGCCAUGAUGCAGGUGCCUCCUCCUCCUCCUUCCCAUGUUCACUCUUACGCUCCUCCCUCGCUGCCACAAUCGCCCCCUCUUUACCAGCCCCAGACGGUGCCGAUUGUGAACGUGAACCUCAACAACGCCCACAACAAGAAGCGAAAGAAGUACAUGUGCGACUGCGGCCGGUCGUUCACCACCUCCGGACAUCUGGCCCGGCACAUGCGCAUCCACACCGGCGAGAAGAACUACCAGUGUCCCUACGAGGGCUGCACCAGUCGCUUCUCUCGUCAGGACAACUGCAUGCAGCACUACCGAACCCAUCUCGGCACCUCGCGCAACUCGAUGAUGCGACGCAAGAGCGGGACCGUGUCUCCUCCUCCGGGCCAGGUAUCCAAGCCCAAGCAGGAGAAGGCGGUGGAGCGAAAGAUGAGCAACUUUCUCUCGACGGUUCUCGUCACCUAA
Yarrowia lipolytica CLIB122 is the source of this 828-nucleotide messenger RNA. RefSeq lists its product as uncharacterized. Gene Ontology annotation, molecular function: RNA polymerase II cis-regulatory region sequence-specific DNA binding; DNA-binding transcription factor activity, RNA polymerase II-specific. Gene Ontology annotation, cellular component: chromatin; transcription regulator complex; PcG protein complex. Lineage: Eukaryota; Fungi; Ascomycota; Dipodascomycetes; Dipodascales. Gene Ontology annotation, biological process: regulation of transcription by RNA polymerase II. The record is from RefSeq and is a predicted model, not a curated record.